UCAAUCAUCAUUAUGGGAUUAUUUGACAAACUAGCUAGCUUGCUUGGUUUGAAGAAAAAAGAAGUCCAUGUUGUGUGCCUUGGAUUGGACAAUAGUGGCAAAACUACUAUCAUCAAUAAACUGAAGCCAUCUAAUGCUCAAACUCAAGAUAUCGUUCCCACAAUAGGAUUCAGUAUUGAGAAAUUCAAGACAUCCAGUUUGUCCUUUACUGUGUUCGAUAUGUCUGGACAAGGUAGAUACAGAAAUCUAUGGGAACACUACUACAAAGAAGGCCAGGCUAUUAUUUUUGUCAUUGAUAGCAGUGACAAACUCAGAAUGGUUGUAGCCAAAGAAGAACUUGACACCCUUCUGAAUCAUCCAGAUAUUAAACAUCGCCGAGUACCAAUUUUGUUCUUUGCAAACAAGAUGGACCUCAGAGAUGCUGUGUCAUCAGUAAAAGUCUCUCAGCUAUUAUCCUUAGAGAAUAUCAAAGACAAGCCAUGGCAUAUCUGUGCUAGUGACGCUCUUAAAGGAGAAGGACUGCAGGAAGGUGUAGACUGGCUUCAGGAUCAGAUUCAGGCAACGAAGACAUGAAAAGCUAAUAAGCUCUGAAAAUACCGUUAAAAGACCAUUUGUGGAUGUAUAUGACAAGCCUUGAAGACAAAGACUUUUUAGGUCUGUUUACAGCAGUGCGUUUUAU
Messenger RNA from Euleptes europaea (tarantolino), 679 nucleotides. It is a transcript of the gene ARL6, whose product is annotated as ADP ribosylation factor like GTPase 6. Gene Ontology annotation, biological process: protein localization to cilium; vesicle-mediated transport; cilium assembly. The transcript has 7 exons. Bases 13 to 573 code for a protein of 186 amino acids. Gene Ontology annotation, molecular function: GTP binding; GTPase activity. Gene Ontology annotation, cellular component: axoneme; cytoplasm. The record is from RefSeq and is a predicted model, not a curated record. Lineage: Eukaryota; Metazoa; Chordata; Lepidosauria; Squamata; Sphaerodactylidae.